Messenger RNA from Glycine soja, 844 nucleotides. RefSeq names its product stigma-specific STIG1-like protein 1. Lineage: Eukaryota; Viridiplantae; Streptophyta; Magnoliopsida; Fabales; Fabaceae. Bases 114 to 593 code for a protein of 159 amino acids. The record is from RefSeq and is a predicted model, not a curated record. The transcript has a single exon.
AAAAAAACAAAUACACAACAAAGAAGAAUAACAAUAACACACACUCUUCUCUUCAAUCAUCUCCCCUUUCUCUGAGAGCUAGCACUCCCUCUAACUUUGAUCCUGGCAAAGCCAUGGGGUUCCUAAAAGCAAUAUUCGUCAUAGCAAUAACCAUGGCUUUGUCCAUCGCACUAACGAUGAAAACCAUCACUCAUCAAGAGGAAGCAAAACCAGCUUUUGUGCACCAUGAUUUUCCCUCAUCAUCAUCAACCCCUCAUGAUCAAAAGAAUAAUAAUGUGCAUCUUCCUUCCAAGAGGGUGAGUCGCUUCCUCGCUCAAGUGAAAAACCCUAAUGCUGCUGAUCACUGCCACAAGGACCACGAGGUUUGCACCUUGGUGGGUGCCAAGAACUCAACAUGUUGCAACAACAAGUGCAUUGAUGUAGGGUAUGACUACCACAACUGUGGCGCGUGCAAGAUGAAGUGCAAGUUAACUGAUGCAUGUUGUAGAGGGGAAUGUGUUAAUACCAACUUUGACAAGAGGCAUUGCGGGGAGUGUAACCAUCGGUGUGAAGUGGGUGCAUAUUGUGUCUAUGGAAUGUGCGGUUACGCCUAAUUAAUUAAGGUUCAUGCAUGAGUCGUCCCCAAUACUAUGUUAUUAUUACUAUACGAGGUUUGUGAUUUUUAUUAAAUAAUGUUCAAUAAAGUAUACCACAUUUGUGGUGGUUCUCUAACAAAAAAUACAAUAGCAUAUACUACCUCUUAAAGUUAUAUAUAGCAAUCUUCGUAUACGUACGUUCUAAGUGUUUCCUAAAGCAUAAUGCUAUUCUCCGCAAGAAAAUAUAUAAGAUAUAUUAUCUCAUCAAA